CGCGUAUCAUGUAAUAUGAGCCAUGUCAGACACCGUAGCGUUAUACCCGGAAGCGGAGCUGCUGUCAUCAUCUAAACCAGAAAUAUGGGUUGAUGUCAUAAUCUUCCAUAUUGGUCUUGAAGAGAAUCUGGACAUGGUCACUGCCUUCAGAGUUCACUGACACAGACUGCAGCUGCACUUUUCAAUUUGAUCAAAAGGGCAUAAUGGCUCGAGAGGAAGAGGAAGAGGAGCUGACCCCGGCCGAAGCCCCUAAAGAGGUGGACGUCUUCACCUCUGUACAAUGCCUUGGUUACCUGUCCAGUAUCAACCUCCUGGUGGCAGUGUGCGUCGGCAUGUAUGUGCGAUGGGAGGUCACCAGCGAGCCUAUGAUUUUGGUCAUCUUUAUCCUUGGACUUUUUGUAAUGGGAAUUGCCAGCAUCUUUUACUAUUACUUUGCCAUGGAGAAAGCCAGCCUCAGUUUGUUCCAUCUUUGGGGUGGCUUCUUGCUUGGUCUUCUGUGCUUCCUCAACAGCCCUGCUUUGGAUUCAGAUGUAAAGGAACUUGUAGCAAACUAUUUACUUUUAGCAUGUGUUAUAAUGAAGGCACUGUGGGCACUGACUGAGCGAAUAUGUAACUCUGUGCAUUACAAACCCGCCUUACUCACAUCAGCUGAAUUCCUAGAGCUCCUGGGGUUCGCCAUUGCCAGCACGACGAUGCUCCUCCAGAAAUCUGCAGCUAUAGUCGGCUUGGUGGUUGCCUUGGGAGCUCUCAUCGUGGACCUAAGGAUGAAGUCGCUGCUAGCCUUACCCAAUCUGGUCACUUUUGCCUUGAUUACCUCCCUAGUUUUCUUUCAGGCCUUGGGCAUUACAGCCAACCCGUUUGCCUUGGGGUGCUAUCUGGGCAGGCAGCUGUGUGAGCCUGUGCUUGACGUGUAUUUCAGUGGCCUGGGGCCGUGCGAGCGCUGGAUGCCAGUGUUGUCUUUGGGGAAAGUGUGGAGGCGUCUGUCUCUGCUGCCUCUCAGUGUCAUUGAGAUGUACUACUUCGUCCUGGCUGCGCUGAAGCUGGGUUAUUUGGAGCAGUGGUAUCUGGUCAUCCCUGGGUUCUGCCUUUUUGGCCUGUUCUGGUCCAUCUGUCAUAUUAUUCUGAUCAUCACAAUCUGGGGCUUCCACACCAAACUCAGCGACUGUCAGAAGGCCUGGAGGACGCAGAGAACUGGGACCAGGAGCCUGGACCAGGUCAUGGCUUCCAGAGGCAUUCGACACUUUUGCCUCAUCUCCGAGCGACUGGUCUUUUUCACUAUACUGUCCACCGUCAUACUGGGGGCUGUGUCCUGGCAGCAAUCAAAUGGGCUCUUCCUCAGUGCUUUGCUGGUGGUGCUGCCUCUGGAAUCGCUGACUCAUGCCUUGUUUUACGAACUGGGAAGCUGUUUGGGAGGAACCUGCGUCGGAUAUGCUCUGGUUGUACCAACGGCGUACUGCAGCGUGGAUGGCCAGCCCGCCCUGCUACCUCCAGACCAGGUGCAGCAGCUGAACGUCCGGGCCACAGGGAUGCUCAACAGUGUCCAGCGUCUCUUCUCCCACCACAUGGUCCAGACCUUUGGCUGCGACUACUCCACCAGCGGUCUCACUCUGGAGGCCACACUCAACAAACUGCGCAGCUUCUUGGAGCUUCGGACGGCAGACGGACCGCGUCAUGACACCUACCUGGUCUUCUACAGCGGGCACACGCACAAAGCCACUGGGUCCUGGGCUCUGGCUGGUAAUGAGAGUCUCCACCUGGCCCAGUUAUUGGAGUUAUGGAAGGAGAAAAACGCUGGCCACUGUGCACGGCUAAUCAUCGUUUUGGACACUGAAAACUCCCUCCCGUGGGUCAGGGACAUCCGGAGAGUGGACGGCGUGUAUGUGGCCGUGCAGGGGGCAGAGCUAACCCACACCAGAGUGGACCCGGAGCUUGGCGAGAUCCCAUGCCUCGGAGACUUCACCGCUGAGUGGGUAGAGUUCAACUGCAACCCCGAUUCCAACUGCCAGUGGUCAGACAAGGCUCGCUCCGUUUCCGCCAUUUACGGUGUGUCCAAGCGCUGGAGCGACUACACGCUGCACCUGCCAACAGGAAGUGAUGUCGCCAAGCACUGGAAGACCCACUUUCCGAAGGCUACAUAUCCCAUGGUGCACUUGUCCAACUGGUGCUGCGGGCUGAAUCUGUUCUGGCUGUGUGGAGUGUGUCUGAGAUGUUUUCGGAGGUGUAAGCUCGCCUGGUUCCCGCCCGCUGCACUGGACACUGGCCUGGGCAUCAAGCUGGUGCAUUCAUAGACAAUAAAGAGACUCUGAACAAAACGUUUGGGAAAAAAUUGCAGUAAUAUUUAAAAAUGUGUUUCACAAAAGGGAGAAUGUAAAAGUUGGUUUUAAGGUAUGCAUAUUUGUACUUGAUUUUGCCGUAUACUGUGCCUAUGUACAAUACAUGUUACAAGAGCAUGUUACAUACAGGUGCACGUCAGUAAAUGAUUGAAUUAUUAUUGAAAAGUUAUUAUAUUUCAGUAGAUUUUUUUAAAAUUAUGGAUUAAACGCUCAGAUUAUUAUAUUAAGUACAUUUAUGUUGAUAGUCAGUUUAUUAACCCAUAUGGUAGAGCAUCUCUUAGGGUACGUUCACACUUGUUCUUGUCUUGCCCAGUUUAGUCAGUUGGUCAGAUCGUAGAUCUGGUUUGGUCCUGGUUAAGUCCAAGGUUAGUCCUAAAAUUAGUCUCUGUUUAUAUCCAACUUGGAUGUAGUCGAUGUGCAACUGUGAAUGAACUCUUUGAGAUGAGCCGCUAUGGAUUAUUUGAAACGAUAUCAGAUUUUUAGUUUGCUGCUGUGGCCAGUAACUGAUAUUUAGUUUUUAAAAUGUAGCAAGGCCCAAAACUUUAUCUUAAAUUGAAAUAAAAUCACACAUUAACUUUUCACUUUUCUAAAAGUAAUGACAAGAUGCAGCUGAGAUAUAAAAUAAUUAGUUACAUGUUUGUAUAAACUUACAGCCGUAUAACUCUCUUCUAUUUCCAUUUUGACUAAUUAGUCUGUUCAGAAACGGCACACAGACAAUUUGGCAGCGGAAAAAAUAUCAGUAUUGAAUAUUGAUCAAAUACAAAUUUUCUUCUCCUGAUAUUCCUAUUAAAAUGUAUUAAAUAUUUCUAUUGAAAAUUAUUUAUAUUCAAUAUUUUCACAGUAUUCUUUGAAUUGAUCUGAAAUAACUUUUCCUUAAUUACAAUUACAAUUUACUGAUGUGUACUUGUAUAGUGUUGUAUACUGUUAACAUACUUGGGAAAUAUUUAAAGUCAAUCUGUUGUAACCAUUACUUGUUUUUCCUUUGAGUUAUCCAUGUUCUUAGUUAUGGUAUAAUAUAAAGAUGGGUGGGUGAGGUUGUUUUAAUUUGCCUUUAAGUGCCUUACUGAUCUUUGUUUAUAGUUUUAUAUAUUUGCGCCAAGGUUUAUAUAAGUUAAAUGUGCAAUGUGUAACUUUUUUUGGACGUUGCUACCUGUUUGUCUGUACUGGGACGUUAUUGCGUUUCCUGAAAUGAUCCACAGUAUGGCAAUAAACGUUUUAUUGCUCUCAAUACCUUGGAAAAAUAUACAUUCUUUGUAUUAGUGGAGUCGCCUGUCCACAGGUCUCACCUGUAAUUUGCGCUGUUGACAUCACCUACCAUAAAGUUUAAUGCCAUACUCUGGAACAUUCUAGGCAACCCAAUAACGUAAUCAGACAUGGAUACAAGCAGGUGAGAAAGAGAGAACAGAAAAGUUACAUGUGAAUUUGUUGAUACUUUGCACCUGAUGAAAAUUUUUGGGAGAUUUGAAGCUAACUAUGGGCAGUGCUCUGGUAGAAGCUCUGUUACUCAAGUUAGAUUUAAUUUAAGCUUUAUUUUAACACAAUCUGACCAGAAAGGGGUGAGAAACCGGGGAAAUGAUUUGUGAGCUUAAACAAGUCUCACACAUAAUGUUAAGACUAAACCACCUACCGGUACACCUGUGUUGCGGCUGAGUUUUCAGACAAUCUUAACACAUUUUUGUCUGUAUUUGCUAAUGUCUGCAUCAUUGUAACUGAUGUACGCCCCCAGCGUGAUGUCACUGCAAAGUAUCAAUUAAAAGACUGCAAGACAUAUGUAGUUGUUGAUAAGUCCAGUGGAAGGAAAACUAUUCUAUGGUACUGUUUAAAUGGCUUUUGGACAUGAUUCACGGAUGCCUCUGCCCUUCUGCUAACCACACCGACAAACCACAAUGUCGAACUGUUUCUUAAAUUGAGGGAUAUUUUCGUAUCGCAUUUUAAAAGCCAUUUAUCAUUGAAAAUCUAACGACGGGGUGGUUCUGCAUGUUAACAAAACACGUCAAUGACACCCUAUGUUACUACAGUGUAUUAUCACUGACAAUCAAGCUGCAGGGAAACCAAUUUACUGCUAUACUGACCCUGUAAUCUGAUCUAGACUGUUCUUUUCUGUUUUGUUUGCAAAGUUGCACCACAUAUCUUUACGGUGACUGCUGCCUUUUUUUUUUCUUUUUUUUUUAUUACUUUUAAGUAUUAUUUUCCUAUCCUCUUCAUUUUGCCUGAAGAAAUGUUGUCUAAAAAUGGCAAACUUUGGGAAUAAACCAACUCAAAAGCCUGG
Boleophthalmus pectinirostris (great blue-spotted mudskipper) is the source of this 4602-nucleotide messenger RNA. RefSeq names its product transmembrane protein 168a (gene tmem168a). Lineage: Eukaryota; Metazoa; Chordata; Actinopteri; Gobiiformes; Gobiidae. The transcript is spliced from 6 exons. Bases 204 to 2288 code for a protein of 694 amino acids. The record is from RefSeq and is a predicted model, not a curated record.